GAAGAUGGCGGAGGCUGCGGACACACCACAACACCGGUAUUUCUGUCACUGCUGUAAAAGUGAAACAAACCCCAAACUCCCGGAUUUCGUCUGCCCCAGAUGUGACUCUGACUUCAUUGAGGAGGUGACAGAAGACUCCAGUCUCCUGCAGAGCAGCACAUCUGUGGCCAGUGAAGAUUCCAACUCGUUGUUCUCAGAGUUAUGGCAGCUGCUGUUUAUGGAGCGGUCUGCUCUGCUGUUGCAUCCGCCCUCUUCAGAGUCCGACCCAGAUGACAGCGAGCAGGCAUCUGCAGGUCAGAGCCGCCCUUCUUCAGUGUCGCCGGGCGCUGCUGAGGCCGGGGAACCAGAGUCUGAUUCACGGCCUGAACAAGAGAGGUCAUCCAGGCCUGAUCAACGGCCUGCAGUGGAAGGGAUUGUGCAGCAGUUCUUGGCCGGCCUGUUUGCCAGCAACGGAAACCCCAAUGCUGCACCAGCUGCACUAUCCAGCAUGCUGCAGUUGCAUUCAAACCCUGGUGAUUAUGCGUGGGGUCAGGGAGGUCUGGACGCUGUCAUCACAGAGUUGUUAGGACAAUUGGAGUGCACAGGUCCACCCCCUGCUGAAAAGGAGAUGAUCUCAUCCUUGCCAACAGUUUGUAUCUCUGAAGAACAGACAGACUGCAGGCUGGAGUGUCCAGUUUGUAGGGAGGAGUAUUCAUCGGGGGAAUCCGUCAGGAAGCUACCCUGCCUCCAUUACUUCCACAGUGGAUGCAUAGUACCUUGGUUGGAGCUGCACGAUACCUGCCCAGUGUGCCGAAAAAGCCUUGACGGCGUCGACAACAGCCUCCCGUCCACAUCAGAACCCCCAGAAGCUCGCUCCAUCAGGACAGAGCAACAGGAGAGGCAGGCAAUCUGAGAAACGGGCCAAGCAUCUCUACCUCCUUUUCUGUUUUCAAGAGACGCUUCUCACCACUGACCUUUCCCUCCGCAACAACUGCUUUUAAAUAAAAUACAUUACAGGCAUCACAGUCAUAAUUUGCAGCUUCAACUUGUACUUUAUUCAAACUACGCUACCCACAAGAGCACCGUGCAGAUUGCAGACAAGACGUGGAGGUCAUGUGUCCUUCUCGCUACACUGGCCUCUUUAGUGGUUUCCUGAAUGACUGACUUUGAUGCCAUGAACUGAUCACCGCUGAGCUGCCUGUGAUUGUUAAAGUGAUGGGAAUUCACAGAGUUAUGAGGUUACACUUAUCAUCGUAUUAAGGCUCUUAGUAAGAUGAUUUUUUACUGAAGAAUAUUUUGUUUUUCCGCCCAAUCUGAUUCAGCGUUGAUCUCCUCUCUAUAAUAAAG
This is a messenger RNA of Anoplopoma fimbria (sablefish), 1326 nucleotides long. RefSeq names its product ring finger protein 115b (gene rnf115b). Gene Ontology annotation, cellular component: cytoplasm. The coding region runs from base 5 to 892 and encodes 295 amino acids. Gene Ontology annotation, biological process: protein ubiquitination. The record is from RefSeq and is a predicted model, not a curated record. Gene Ontology annotation, molecular function: ubiquitin protein ligase activity. NCBI's taxonomy places the organism in Eukaryota, Metazoa, Chordata, Actinopteri, Perciformes, Anoplopomatidae. The transcript has 9 exons.